Messenger RNA from Trichomycterus rosablanca, 1544 nucleotides. It is a transcript of the gene ssu72, whose product is annotated as SSU72 homolog, RNA polymerase II CTD phosphatase. The coding region runs from base 196 to 780 and encodes 194 amino acids. The transcript is spliced from 5 exons. Gene Ontology annotation, biological process: termination of RNA polymerase II transcription. Gene Ontology annotation, cellular component: nucleus; mRNA cleavage and polyadenylation specificity factor complex. The record is from RefSeq and is a predicted model, not a curated record. Lineage: Eukaryota; Metazoa; Chordata; Actinopteri; Siluriformes; Trichomycteridae. Gene Ontology annotation, molecular function: RNA polymerase II CTD heptapeptide repeat phosphatase activity.
UUCCAUUCACCACAAUACAGGCAGAUCAGCGUCUAGGCUUCUCUCAGUGCGUGUGUUAACUACACGAUUUAAAUCGACUUUACAGCGUGUUUUAUCUGUUAGUGGGGGGCAACUCGUGUUCAAAUACAACUCAGCGAUAUUUUAAAAAUAGAUUUACAUUGGUGUAUUGCUGAAAUUUGAAGAGAAAGCGCAAUAAUGCCCAGCCACCCGCUCCGUGUAGCAGUGGUGUGCUCCAGUAACCAGAACCGCAGCAUGGAGGCUCACAACAUCCUCAGCAAGCGCGGUUUUGAUGUGCGAUCGUUCGGCACCGGGACCCACGUGAAACUCCCCGGACCCGCUCCAGACAAGCCGAACGUGUAUGAUUUUAAAACCACUUAUGAACAGAUGUACAGCGACCUGGUCCGAAAAGACAAGGACUUAUACACACAGAACGGGAUCCUGCACAUGCUGGAGAGGAACAAGCGCAUCAAAGCAAGGCCAGAGCGCUUCCAAAAUUGUAAAGACCAGUUCGACCUGGUCAUCACCUGUGAGGAGAGAGUGUACGACCAGGUCCUGGAGGACCUGAACUCUCGUGAGCAGGAGACGCUGCAGCCGGUGCACGUCAUCAACGUGGACAUCCAGGACAACCACGAAGAGGCCACGCUCGGAGCCUUCCUCAUCUGUGAACUGUGCCAGUGUAUUCAGCACACUGAUGAUAUGGAGAACGACAUCGAUGAGCUCCUGCAGGAGUUCGAGGAGAAAAGCAACCGCUCGUUCCUCCAUACGGUCUGCUUCUACUGAUCACACACACACACACACACACACACACACACACACACACACACACACACACACACACAAGUCUUUCAGGCUUGUUACGAGACCCAGCUGGACUGGUAACGCUGACAUCAUUCUGAUCUCAAUCGCUGCUGCACACAGGGUUCACAUUAAUCUCUCUCUCUCUCUCACACACACACACCCCUGUUUCACCGGUCACACACACACACACACACACACACACACAUUUUACCCUAAAUCAUGGAGCACCCUGCCCUGGUUUCUUCCACACACUGCCUCAUCAUUUACACUUCCCUGUGUUAUUUCACUCGGUCAUCCUGAAAGAAACUAGUCUGGAUCCUGUUUUCCUUUUUUAUUAUUUCUAUUAUUAUUAUUAUUAUUAUAAAUAUGAUGAUUACUCUUUUUUGGCAUAGUUUGGUGUGUGUGGUUUAUAGAAUAUGAGAGAGCGGUGUGAGAAUGUGGUCGUGUGUGUGAAUGAAUGAAACAGUCGAUGAUUUUACUUGAACAGUACCACAGACGCACCACAGACGCACCGCAGACGCACCGCGGUAACCCUCGGUACCGUUCGUUUUUGUUUUUUAUUCUUUAUCAUUAUGUAACCCUGAUUUGACCUGGAAUCCCUCCACUUCUUCUUUUCUUUAUCGUCUCUGUGAACUGUACGCGAGCGUGUGAUGGUCGAGUGCCUGAACGUUACUGUAAAUACUUUGCUGAAAGAAAAAAAUAUAAAAAUAAAUGAAUAAUAAAAUCCUGCAAUAAAAUGCACCAAA